Rhodofomes roseus is the source of this 1053-nucleotide messenger RNA. RefSeq lists its product as uncharacterized. NCBI's taxonomy places the organism in Eukaryota, Fungi, Basidiomycota, Agaricomycetes, Polyporales, Fomitopsidaceae. The transcript has 5 exons. The record is from RefSeq and is a predicted model, not a curated record. Bases 1 to 1053 code for a protein of 350 amino acids. Gene Ontology annotation, biological process: regulation of alternative mRNA splicing, via spliceosome. Gene Ontology annotation, cellular component: nucleus.
AUGGACCUUCCGUCGUCGCGAGAGAUUGACCUGGAGAACUUACUCAGAGAGCGAGAUGCGCAGGUGGCCGAGCUCACGGAUGAAAUCACGCACUUGCGCCAAUACCUCUCUACCCAGCCGCCGCCGUCUGUGACGGACCCUGUCUCGUUGCCACCAGCCUUGGUCUCUGUAUUGCUACCUCAUAUUCGCGACCACGCGACAUCCACAUCAUCGGGGUCGAAUACCGUCACUGCAGCUCUCACACAGAGAUGCAAGACCCUGCAGGAAGAGAACGACGAACUUUACGGCCUCUUGAAGGCUGGAGAGACCGGUAGACUCAAGGAAGAUGUCCGCGCACUGCGGCGGGUGGUCCAGAAGCUGGAGGGGGCGCUAAAAGAAUCACAUCAAGUCAUCGCUUCACUCUCCGCGGAGCUUGAGAAGUCUAAUGAGGUUCUCGUGGCAAAUAGCCGCCAAACGCAGAUACCUAAAAUGCACUCGCAUUCUCAAUCACCUGUUCCACCUCGAAACCACUAUCCGCAACACCUUUCGGCGGCACCAAAUGGCUCGGGGAAGCUCCCGCCUACGGGUCCCCGAGCACACAAAAAGCCACGGCUCUCGGAGUCGCACGGAUCUCCUGCGCCGCCCAACCCCGGCCGGCCAGGCUCCGCGACGAGCUACGCACAAUCUGCUGCAUCCUCUCCUCGCGAGACGCGCGACAGACGUCCAGAGUCGAUGGACAGAAAGCCUCCACAUGUGAUGGACGUCGACGAGGAUCAGCGCAGCCGACCACGAUCACCUGAUCGGCCGCAUGAGCGCGACCGUCCGCCCCAUGUGGAUACCGCUGGUGAUCGCGGACGCGACCACAAGGACCGAGUCCGCGACAGAGAGCGAGACAAAGAUCGCGAGAAGAACCGCGAGCGGGAGCGUGACCGCGAGCGAGACCGGACGUCCCGUAGGAAUGGUGGGGGACGAUCCGGUGGAGGAGGGGGAGGCCGCCGGAGUGGGCGGGGACAGAACAACCUACCGUCAUUCGACAGCACGGAUCGGACGUUGGCGGAGAGGAUGGGACUAUGA